This is a messenger RNA of Coregonus clupeaformis (lake whitefish), 3160 nucleotides long. RefSeq names its product epidermal growth factor receptor substrate 15-like 1. The transcript has 26 exons. Gene Ontology annotation, cellular component: clathrin coat of coated pit; plasma membrane; cytoplasm. Gene Ontology annotation, molecular function: calcium ion binding; cadherin binding. Gene Ontology annotation, biological process: endosomal transport; endocytosis. NCBI's taxonomy places the organism in Eukaryota, Metazoa, Chordata, Actinopteri, Salmoniformes, Salmonidae. The coding region runs from base 52 to 3027 and encodes 991 amino acids. The record is from RefSeq and is a predicted model, not a curated record.
GGUGUUGUCUACGAGCUGGAGGGUGUGUGCGUUCCCGCAGCAACAGGGAAGAUGGCAGCUCUCACAUCUCUCACCCAGCUGUCAAGUGGGAACCCUGUGUACGAGAACUUUUAUAGACAGGUGGACCCAGGAAACACGGGGAGAGUAGGGCCCACGGAAGCUGCGUUGUUCCUAAAGAAAUCUGGCCUUCCUGAUGUCACCUUGGGAAAGAUCUGGGAUUUGGCAGACCCAGAUGGGAAAGGGUUCUUGGACAAACAGGGGUUCUAUGUAGCUCUGCGGUUGGUGGCCUGUGCACAGAGUGGACAAGACGUCAGCCUCACCAGUCUGAACCUCACUAUCCCUCCCCCAAAAUUUAAGGACACUAGCAGCCCAUCGCUCAGCACAUCAUCAGUCUCUAGUGAACCCCACUGGGCUGUGAGGCCCGAAGAAAAGGGUAAAUUCGAUGGGAUAUUUGAAAGUCUUGCACCUGUCAGUGGACUGCUCUCUGGUGACAAAGUAAAACCAGUUCUAAUCAACUCAAAACUACCUCUGGACGUGUUAGGUAAAGUUUGGGAUCUUAGUGACAUUGAUAAAGAUGGACAUCUGGAUCGAGAUGAGUUUGCAGUGGCCAUGCACCUGGUCUAUCGGGCCCUGGAGAAGGAGCCGGUCCCCUCUGUUCUCCCCUCCUCUCUCAUCCCUCCUAACAAGAGGAAGAAGUCUCUGGUAGGCUCCCACUCUGGCACAGUGCCUGUGCUGCCUGCCAGCUCCCCGCCCCCCAAGGACAGCCUGCGCUCCACCCCUUCCCACGGCAGCAUGAACUCCCUCAACAGUGCUGGCAGCCUCUCCCCCAAACACACACUCAAAUCUGCACAGCACUCAGUGAACUGGGUAGUCCCGGUGACAGACAGAGGGCGCUUUGAUGAAAUCUUCCUGAAGACAGACUUGGAUCUGGAUGGCUUUGUCAGCGGUAUGGAAGUCAAGGACAUCUUCAUGCACUCAGGGCUGCCGCAGAACCUACUGGCACAUAUAUGGGCCCUGGCAGACACCAGGCAGAUGGGGAAGCUGACGCGGGAGCAGUUUGCUCUGGCCAUGCACUUCAUCCAGCAGAAAGUCAGCAAAGGCAUGGACCCUCCUCAGGCCCUGACCCCUGACAUGAUCCCCCCUUCAGAGAGGGGCACUCCCGUUCCAGUGUGUACCACUCCCUCCCAUAGUAUGUCUGGGUAUGUGACCCCUGUGAGCUCUGAGAUGGCUGCUCUGUCUGAGAUGAGGCGGCAAAUAAUGUUCAAGUUCUGGGACAGCUCCAGUUCUGUGGGGUCAGGGUCAGAGUUCACUGGAAUCAAGGAGCUUGAUGACAUCAGUCAAGAGAUCGCUCAGCUGCAGAGCAAUCUUGCUUUUACACACUGGAAUGCACUCAGGGAGAAAUUCACCCUGGAGCAGGACAUCAGAGAGACUGAGGAGGCCAUCAGACACAAGUCCUCAGAGGUGCAGGAGAUGCAGAACGACCUGGACAGAGAGACGUGCUGUCUGCAGGAGCUGGAGGCCCAGAAGCAGGAUGCCCAGGAGCGGCUGGAGGAGAUGGACCAGCAGAAGACCAAGCUGGAGGACAUGCUCAACGACGUCAGGAUCCAGUGCAAGGAGGAGUCCCAAAUGAUCUCGUCUCUGCAGAACCAGAUCCACUCCCAGGAGACGGACCUGCAGAGCCAGGAGGAGGAACUGAGCCGGGCUAAGGCAGACCUGAACCGGCUGCAGCUGGAGGAGAGCCAGAUGGAACAGAGCCUGACUGCUGGCAAGUUCCAGCUGGAGACCAUCAUCAAGUCCCUCAAAGCUACCCAGGAUGAGAUCAACCAGGCUCGCAGUAAGCUGUCUCAGAUCCAGGACAGCCAGCAGGAGAUGAAUAAGAGCAUUGAGCAGUACAACAGCACCUUGAACGGGACCCACAGAGGCAGCAUGACCAACCUGGCUGACAUGAGCGAGGGAUUCCCCGACCGCGAGAAUGGAGGCUUCGGAGCCAUGGAGGACCCGUUCAAGGUGAAGACAUCUGGGUUCAAUAGCGUCCCUCAGGAGAUGCACACAGACCCCUUCCACUCCGAAGACCCCUUCAAGACAGACCCCUUCAAGACAGACCCCUUCAAGACAGACCCCUUCAAAAGUGACCCCUUCCAAAAUGACCCUUUUGCAAAGCAGUCAUCACUACCAGCCGCUGCAGAUCUUUCUCUCCACCCAGACCCCUUUGGGGGGGACCCCUUCAAAGAGACGGACCCCUUCAAGGCCUCGUCGGAAGACUUCUUCAAGAAGACCACCAUCAAGGCAGACCCCUUCAGCACCCCUGACCCCUUCAGUAAAAGUGCCACCCUCCCCACCAAGACUAGUAAUUUUACAAGCAGCGCAGACCCUUUCAUAUCCAUUAGCCCAAAACCCAGCAGAGGCCCAGGACCAGAUCUCUUUGGCACUCUGGACCCCUUUGGAAGCAGCACUGCUUUUGGAGGCAGUAACAGCUCAUUUGGCAGUAUCAGUAACAGUGGGUUUGCAGACUUCAGCCAAAUGUCAAAGGUCAGAGACCCAAUGAAAGGAAGAGGAGGUUUCCCAGAAUACCAGCAGUCGGGGUUUGUGGAGGACCCCUUCAGUAGGAAGCAGGACGGCCCAGCUCUGCCGCCCAAGAUGGGUGUUCCCCCCAGACCCAAACCUCCCAGUGGUAAAAGCACUCCCGUCAACAUGCCUGGAGGAGCGGGCGACUUGGCCAAGCCCUGCGACCCCUUCCAGCCGUUCGGCAGUGAUGCCAUCGACCCCUUUCAGAGUAAAAAGGUGGUCGGAGACCCCUUUAGUGGCAAAGACCCUUUUGCUCCUUCUGCCUCAAGUAAAGCCUCUAAAGACUCUUCCUUGGGUUUUGCAGACUUCAGUUCUUUUGGAAAUGAGGCCCAGCAACUGGAGUGGGCGAAGCGAGAGAGUGAGCGAGCGGAGCGGGAGCGGCUGAAGAGACUCCGGCAGCAGGAGCAAGAGGACUUAGAGCUGGCCAUCGCUCUCAGCAAGGCCGAGAUGUCCCACGGGUGACCUGGACUGGACUUGACUGGACACACACACACAUCCCACUGGACAAAAACUGGUUGAAUCAACGUUGUUUCCACAUCAUUUCAACAACAACAAAAAAUCAAUGUGAUGACAUUAAAUCAGCGUUGCAAACUCA